Messenger RNA from Perkinsus marinus ATCC 50983, 372 nucleotides. RefSeq lists its product as hypothetical. The record is from RefSeq and is a predicted model, not a curated record. Bases 1 to 372 code for a protein of 123 amino acids. The transcript has 4 exons. Lineage: Eukaryota; Perkinsozoa; Perkinsida; Perkinsidae.
AUGAAGAAUAUUCGUGCUGCUGCGCAGAUGGUUACUCGAGCUUCUGGUGAUAUCGAUUAUACUGGUAGGAACCCUGUUGACACGCUUCAAAGGGUCCUGGAUGCCCUAAGGGCAAAGAUCUUGGCUCUUCAGUAUUUGCUUGGGCUCGAUCUUGGAAUGUACAAACCCACCCUGAUGGCCAUGACUACACUAUGGUUGAACGCCACGACAAAUUGUCAACUUGAUCCUGCUCCUUUGCAACUGUUGGCUCUGUGCCUGGUCGCUCCGAGGGCCAUCAGUGACCAGAUCGCCAAUGAUGUCAACAAUAAGUCGUCUCCGAGUGAGAUUGCUGAUGCCUUCUCGAAGUUCAUUGAGGGUGCCGUCGCAUGGUAA